Pediculus humanus corporis (human body louse) is the source of this 702-nucleotide messenger RNA. Its product is annotated as DNA primase small subunit, putative. Gene Ontology annotation, biological process: DNA replication, synthesis of primer. The coding region runs from base 1 to 702 and encodes 233 amino acids. NCBI's taxonomy places the organism in Eukaryota, Metazoa, Arthropoda, Insecta, Psocodea, Pediculidae. Gene Ontology annotation, cellular component: alpha DNA polymerase:primase complex. The record is from RefSeq and is a predicted model, not a curated record. The transcript has 4 exons.
AUGGAAGAAGCAAUUAAAAAAAAAGUACCUUUCAAAAUUGAUAUAGGUGCAAUUUUUUCGUUUCAUCGUCAUAGACAAGUUGCAUCAUCCCUAGUUCCAGUUGCCAGAGAAUUAGUAUUUGAUAUUGAUUUAACUGACUAUGAUGAUGUUAGAAAUUGUUGUCAGGGUGCAGAUAUUUGCCUUAAAUGUUGGAAAUUUAUGGCAAUAGCUUGUAAAAUAAUCGAUUUAGCUCUAAGAGAGGAUUUUGGUUUUCAAAAUCUACUUUGGGUAUUCUCUGGAAGAAGAGGAAUUCAUUGUUGGGUUUGUGAUGUAUCAGCAAAAAUACUUUCAAGUCAAGAAAGAAGUGCAGUGGCAGAUUAUUUACAAUUAAUUUCUGGAAGUAGUAAUUGUGCGAAAAAAGUUAAUUUACCCAUAUCCGAUAAAUUACAUCCAUCUAUAAGGAGAGCCUCUAACAUAAUCAGAAACAAAUUUUUCGAAGUUUGCAUCGAAGGUCAAAAUUUACUAGAAAAACCUGAAUCCUUAAAAAAAUUAUUAUCACUAAUAUGGGAUGAAAAGUUGAAAAAUAGGAUAUCUAAAAAAAUAAACAGUUUGACAGAUAUUAAAGAAAAAUGGAAUGCCAUUGUUCAGGAAUUAACUGACACUAGUGUAAGCUUAUUUUAUUUUGACCAUUAUUUUUUAAACAUUAAUUUACAAUAUUUUUAA